Pseudoliparis swirei is the source of this 2364-nucleotide messenger RNA. RefSeq names its product profilin-2-like. Gene Ontology annotation, molecular function: actin binding. Lineage: Eukaryota; Metazoa; Chordata; Actinopteri; Perciformes; Liparidae. Gene Ontology annotation, biological process: positive regulation of actin filament bundle assembly; actin cytoskeleton organization; regulation of actin filament polymerization. The record is from RefSeq and is a predicted model, not a curated record. Bases 184 to 603 code for a protein of 139 amino acids. The transcript is spliced from 3 exons. Gene Ontology annotation, cellular component: cytoplasm.
UGCCUCACUACCCUGGCUUUCUUUGCUGCCCGAGCCUUGACGUUGGUUAACGUCGAAGUGUGGGUUAGAUUGGAGACUCUAGAUUCGGCUGCCGGUUUUCUUCCGAUUGAGUUGUGUCCUGUUUGGCAACCAUACUUCCGAAGCUUUAGGGAUUUUUAUAUAUAUAGCAUCAAUUUCUUGAAUAUGUCUUGGCAAAGCUACGUGGAAAACCUGAUGGCCGAUGGCAGCUGUCAGGAUAGCGCCAUUGUUGGCUAUACGGACGCCAAAUAUGUUUGGGCAGCACAUGCCGGCGGUAUGUUCAACAAUAUCACGUCUCAAGAAAUAGAUGUCAUUAUCGGCAAGGACAGGGAGAGCUUUUACACCAGCGGUCUCGAUCUGGGCUCAAAGAAGUGUUCAGUCCUCAGAGACAGCCUCCAUGAUGACGGGGACUGGACAAUGGACAUCAGGACAAAGAGCACAGGAGGAGAACCGACAUACAAUCUCUCUGUGGGAAGAGCUGGAAAAGUGUUGGUUCUUGUAAUGGGCAAGGAAGGGGUUCAUGGAGGCGGAUUGAAUAAGAAGGCUUUCUCGAUGGCAAAAUACUUGAGGGAAUCAGGGUUUUAAUGUUUUCAAGCUCAUGUAGAUGAAAUUGAGAGACAAAAAGAAGAGAAAAUAAAUAUUGCUGUUAAGAUUUCUCCUGCAAGCAGUUAAAUGUCUUGGGAACUUUUAAUAGUGAUGAAGAGUGAUAACAUAUGUCACCUUUGUUUCCCCCUUUGUCCUGUAGGGGGAGUAGUUGUUCAUUUCUCUUUUUUUUUCUCUUGUGUGCUCCAGUAUUGGUUUUAGUCAUGGGAAAGGAGGAGGUCCAUGGUGGAAAUCUUAACAACAAAGCACAUACAAUGGCUGACUACCUGAGAGGAUCUCGCUAUUAAGCAACCUCUCCACCCAUCCAUCAAUUUAGCAGCUCACUCCCACCUGCCGCACUGUGUUGGCACUACUUCCAGGAUAAGAUGGCAUUCAAUGUAACUUCCCCUCCCCGGUCUAGUUUUAUGAACAGCCUUUUGUUUGCUUUACUCCUUCCACACUUUUUUUUACAACAUUUCCCUACUUAAACAUUGUACUUCUCAUGUUUUUGGCACUACAUUAAUGGCAUGUUCAUUAAAAUGUUUAUUAACCAAAAGUGUGAAAUAUAUUUGAACUCACCUUGUUUAAAAUUCAUUGAGUAACAAGCUAAUAUUCCAACGGGAAGUACACAUGUAAUAGCGGAAUAGUUUUGCUUUUUGAGCAUUACUAAAAGAUGUCUGUCUUUAAAAAAAAAUUAUUUUAUUUUUUUUCUUUUUUCCAUCAGCAUGUCGGAAUUUAAAAGUUGCAUGCAAACCAAUCCCUGGCGUAUCCCUCUCUAUCCAUGCAUAAUAUUCCAGCCAAAACCAUCUUCUCCUAUGCCGCCAUCUUCAAGUCUUGGAGCCUCUAUUAAAAAAAUUUAAAAGACAAUUUCUUCUGACAGUCCUGUAUGUGUGUACCAGUUCGCCACCCUCACGCACAAUGUCUUUUACCCUCCAUCACAUGCUUUUGCUAUUGUACCUGAAUGUGGUCUUAAAAGUUAAUGAUGUGCUGUUGGGACUGUUUUGAGUGUAGUGCAAGGUCAGAAUUGCUGAGGUUUCAAGAUAUUGUCGUGAUGCUUCCUGCAGUCUCGGUGGACCUAUGUGACCGCUCGGUCUUCUCAGUCAAUUACUGCUUUUUGUAAAUUUUUCUGAAAAUCACUACACAUGUUAUUUUUCUCCCCUCCCCUUUGGACCAAUUGUCAGUAUAAAAGGAUGAUCAGAAUAACUUCAUCUUAUUCUGAUGAAUGAUUGUUGGCAUCACCUGUUGACUGUAAAUCUUUAAGACAACUUAAAUUGACUGUAAAACAUUUAACUGCUAGACUUCAACACUACUUAAACCCUUCAUUACUAAUUUAGUUAACUUUAUGUCCAUUAACCAAUGAAAUGGCAAUGUCAUUUGACUAAGGUAUGACUAAACUGAGGCUGUUGGGCUCCAACACUUUGGAAUUAUUUGCCUUGUGCUUUAGUCAUCAAAGGUGUAUUCACAAACUGUCAUAGUACGGUACUUAGAAGUAUAUUUAAAAGGAAAAAAAUGAUGUGUACACUAAACCUACUGAAAAUGGUGUUGGUUGGAAUAAGAACAUUUGUAAGUUGUCUUGUGAAAUUUUUCUGAGAACUGUAUUCUGUGCCAUAAAAAUCGAUCUGAUCUGUUGCUAGUACGAGUUGGAUUUUUGACUGUCCCAGACAAGAAGUAACUUUUAAUGGCACUUUCCUAAGGGAUAUUUUGGCAUCAGUAAUCUCCAAACUUUGUGGAAUAUGUACAGAAUUAAAGAACAGAAAAAAAGUU